Pleuronectes platessa (European plaice) is the source of this 993-nucleotide messenger RNA. RefSeq lists its product as uncharacterized. The record is from RefSeq and is a predicted model, not a curated record. Gene Ontology annotation, cellular component: protein kinase 5 complex; cytoplasm. Gene Ontology annotation, biological process: positive regulation of cyclin-dependent protein serine/threonine kinase activity; brain development; activation of protein kinase activity. Lineage: Eukaryota; Metazoa; Chordata; Actinopteri; Pleuronectiformes; Pleuronectidae. Gene Ontology annotation, molecular function: cyclin-dependent protein serine/threonine kinase activator activity; protein kinase binding. The coding region runs from base 1 to 993 and encodes 330 amino acids. The transcript has a single exon.
AUGGGCACUGUACUGUCAUUGUCGCCCGGCUCUCGCAAGUCAGGCUACUAUGACAACCGCCCGGGCUCGCUCAGCCACUACCCGAGCAUCAGCAGCCGCUCGCUCAACAGCCAGAAGGACCGCGGGCUGAGGAGGGGCCAGUCCAUCUUCCUCCCGGCGCUCACGUGGAAGCGACUGGUGGCCUCCACCAAGAAGAAGGGCAACUCCAAGAAGGGCCCCGGCUGCCCGGCGGCCCUCGGGGAGCCGCUCAACAACAACAACAGCAUCAACAUCUACCAAAAUGACCCUUUGCUGCACCUCAACCGCGAGAAUGUGAAGAAGUCGUUGUCGUGCGCCAACCUGAGCAGCUACGAGGGCCCAGCGGGACUGGGCCUGGGGCUCGGCUACGGGAUGGGGCUGGGUCAGGGGCACGGAUACGCCUACAGCAAAUCCCAGCUGCUCUCCUCUGUGAAAAAAGUCCCGGUGAACACGGUGACAUCGUCUCCGAAGCGUGUCAUCGUCCAGGCCUCCACCAGCGAGCUCCUGCGCUGCCUGGGGGAGUUCCUGUGCUGUCGCUGCUACCGCCUGAAGCAUCUGUCCCCGGCCGACCCGGUGCUGUGGCUGCGGGCUGUGGACCGCUCGCUGCUGCUGCAGGGUUGGCAGGACCAGGCCUUCGUCACGCCGGCCAACGUGGUCUUCGUCUACAUGCUGUGCCGAGACGUGGUGGACGGCGACCUGGUGGCGUCGGAGCACGAGCUGCAGGCCAUCCUGCUCACCUGCCUCUACCUGUCCUACUCCUACAUGGGCAACGAGAUCUCGUACCCGCUCAAGCCCUUCCUGGUGGAGGCGGGUAAGGAGGCCUUCUGGGACCGCUGCCUCGCCAUCAUCGACGCCACCAGCGCCAAGAUGCUGCGCAUCAACGCAGACCCGCACUUUUUCACACAAGUAUUUGCCGAACUGAAGAGGGAAGGCGGCUGCGGGCCUCAGGAUUACAAUCGGCUGCUGGAUCGGUGA